Messenger RNA from Hansenula anomala, 836 nucleotides. RefSeq lists its product as uncharacterized. Lineage: Eukaryota; Fungi; Ascomycota; Saccharomycetes; Phaffomycetales; Wickerhamomycetaceae. Bases 283 to 741 code for a protein of 152 amino acids. The transcript has a single exon. The record is from RefSeq and is a predicted model, not a curated record.
GUAUAUGUAUAGAUGAUUUGGAAUUGCGUGAGUUGAAAGUUUUCAAGUUGAUGGUUGAAUCUACAUACUACAUAUUCGGUUGAUAUUGCAAAUUGUUCGUUUCCAAAGUUGACAAUUCUUCAAACAAAGGAUAAAAAUCCUGGGAUCAAGUCAAUUCUUAAUUCUAUAUUUGGGUCUAGUGGCUCUCUUAAAGAAUUUAGUAUUAAUUCUAGUUCACCACUUCAUUUAUGGAAUUUGAUAGUUGAAGGAGUUCAAAAACUUAGUAUCACUGGGUUUUUGCCCAUGAAAAAAGGGAGUGAAAUUGAUGAGAUUCAUACUGAUCGUGAUUUAAAAGAAUUGGAACUUUCCCAAGCUUCAUAUUUACACCAGCUUACAGAGAUUGAAAAUCUAGAAAAAUUAACUAUUUUAACAUGGCAUGGUCCUAAAUGGAAGUUGAAAAAAGAGUAUGAAAAUGUCUUGAAAAUCUUUAGUAUACUCGGAGCUCCAUGGAAAUUGAAGCUCUUCACUAUAUCUGUUAGGGUCGAAAAUUCAAAGAUUAGUGAUUUUGUUUCCCAGUUGAAUUAUCUUGAGGAAAUGAUUCAUGAUAAACCAAAACGUCCAUUGAAGUAUAAAGUAUAUCCUAGUGGAAACAAACAUAUGGUUUACAAGCUCAUGUUUGAUGUCAACAAACUUGUGGACAGACAACCAGUUAAUCACAACAUACAAUUUGAACCGUUUGAAAACAUUUUUCACCGUGGAUAGAGAAAUAAAACACCACCCUUACAACAACAAACGUUCAACUUCAAACUCAGGGCUGGGGCAUAUAAUCUUUCAUUAAUUAACUUCAACAAUGGUUU